AGUUUCUAUGUGGGUUUAAGCGAAGAAGAGAAAAACAGAGUGGGGAACAGAUACAGAGAAUGAGAUGCAUUGUGCCUUAAAUUUGGCCCUGCUUCAAAAGCUUUUGUCCAGGGGUGGAUGGAGCAGUGAGAGGAGUGUGUCAGGGAAGAGACAAAGAUCUUUCAGCUGCUUCAGCAGGACAGACGCCACACUUGUUCAACUAUCUCUAGCAGCGGUUGCCAUGGCUUCAACCCUCAGAUCUGCACUGAGUGUGAUUCUGUGUGCGCUGGCGCUCAUUCUGUGCAGCUGUCCGGCAGAGGCUCAGCAAGACUUGGCAUUGGACUGUUGCCUGACGGUUAGCCAUAAAAUCAUCCCUAAACAAAUCGUCCUCACUUACCGGAAGCAGUUUAAAGUUGACGGCUGCCCCCGAGAUGCUGUUGUAUUCCAGACCAGGAAAAGUUUGUACCUUUGUGCCCCGCCUGCAGAGGAGGAGCUUUGGGUUAAAGACUUGAUCAAGUUUCUGGACAUAAGGCUCAGGAAGUGCAGAGAAACCAAAUUUCAAGAGAAACGCUGUCAAGGCCUGAGGAAUUUGUCUUUUUGAGUGAACACGUACACAUACAUAUACAUUAAAUGGCAGCUGAUGUAGUUGUUGUGACUUCGUUGUGAGCUCAAUUCUCCUAACAGUUCCUAUAAUACAUUUACUGUGGAUUUUUCAUCUUUCAGCAUUUUUAGCCUAAAUUAAUCAAAACAUGCCAAGUUGUCUGAUUAUCACAUAGUUGCUGUUGUGUGAACAUAUAUAUUUUUCUAUUUUUUGUUUUAUUUUAAUACAAUCAUGCAUUGCUGCAUUUUUUAGAGUGAAUAAAUUGGUUGACAAAAACACAAA
Labeo rohita (rohu) is the source of this 862-nucleotide messenger RNA. RefSeq names its product chemokine (C-C motif) ligand 19a, tandem duplicate 1 (gene ccl19a.1). Lineage: Eukaryota; Metazoa; Chordata; Actinopteri; Cypriniformes; Cyprinidae. The coding region runs from base 65 to 580 and encodes 171 amino acids. Gene Ontology annotation, molecular function: chemokine activity; CCR chemokine receptor binding. Gene Ontology annotation, biological process: cellular response to interleukin-1; inflammatory response; lymphocyte chemotaxis. The transcript has 5 exons. Gene Ontology annotation, cellular component: extracellular region. The record is from RefSeq and is a predicted model, not a curated record.